Molecule: messenger RNA, 2083 nt
Organism: Ooceraea biroi (clonal raider ant)
Lineage: Eukaryota; Metazoa; Arthropoda; Insecta; Hymenoptera; Formicidae
Source: RefSeq, a predicted model, not a curated record
AUUUACUUUAUAAUCACAAUGUGUAAAUUGUAAUAUAAUUGCCCUACAACAUCGAUCAUAUUUUGCUAGAAACCAGUCUGUCCAAACAAGAUUUGAAAGAAUAACAAAGUAGAAAAUAUUGGGCAAUGACAGAUACGAGAUAUGUCUGUUUGUAUCUCGAGAAAGCAAGUCAAAUGUUAGAUACAACGCAGGAGUAUUUGCAAAGUCUGAAUUCUUUGCAUGUAGUGAUCCCUAAUCAGUGUUUUCUUAUCUUAGACGCGACGAACUGAUUGGUGCCAAAGUUUACAUUGUGAAUUCUUUAUUUGCAAUUAAUAUUAUAUACCGACAAACUCGCUGUAGUGAUUUGAUUGAUACGAGGAAAUUUUCGUACAUCAUCAUCAAGCAAUAAUGGAUACAAAGCUUCUAUUGCACAACUAUAUCAACAAAUGCAGUUUUACUUUGUUUUCGGAGCAAUCACUUAAUAAUCCUGGUAAUAUAUAGAAAUUACAUCUAUUUCGGAUAAACUGUAUAGUAUCAAUAUCAAAUGUUAUUUUACUUUGCAGAGGCGAUCCCUCGUUUGUGCGCGGAGGACUGGGAAAUUACUGACGCGUUUCGGGACGUGUUAAAAAUGUCAUAUAAUGCAGCGAUUUUCUGGAAAACGAAGAAGCUUACUGGACAGUCAAACGGCACGGUGAAAUUAAUAGAAGAGAAUUUGAAUAAUUUAUACAAGAGGGUAAUUACCUCAACGGAAACAAACUGCAACGAUAUUAUAGCUGUUGCAACGUCUUACUGCAACAUGGGUAUAGUGUACAAGGAUUGUACGUCAAAAAAGGAAUUACGCAUUGGUCGCAGUCACUUGAAGAGAUCUUUAGAAGUGCUAAAGGGAAAGGAACUGGACCGCAGAGCUAUUCUGAUAGUUAUGAGAGCAUCGCUGCUAUUGGAGUGCAUUCUUCACAAACUAGAUGAGCUAAACACGUGUUGUCGAUUUUCACACAAGGCGAUCGGUUUCUAUCUUGAGUACACAAAACAGCUGAGUUCGUUCCCUGCGCCUCUCGCUGUACUGUCGGCUAGUCUUCACACUGAGGAGCCUGGACAUUACCCAAACACUGUACGUUCCCUGAUGACGUUGUUCGUAGACCUUUUAUGGCACGUAAAGGCUUGCGAUUUUGAUCAAUGGGAUCUGCAUGAUCUCACAAUACCUGUACACAACUUUUUAAUGAAUCGGUGGACAGCGGUACCAGCGGAUCUAGUAAAUGAAGGCUUCACGUGGGCUAGUAUCACCGCUAAUUUUCAGUCAUACUUCGUACGCCAACAUCGGUUCAGCGACGCUAGGAAUUACCUUGCUGCCACGCAGUACAUAUUAGAUGAAUAUCGGAAGGAACUGAAGGCAAAUCAAUAUUUGCCUGCAAACACGAAUUACCGUCUUGUAAAAACGAAUGUCGCUUAUGGAUGGGCUACUUAUAGCAACAUGCUUUUGCUCCGCUCGAAAUGUAAACUGUAUAAAUUCUGUAGCCAAAAUUGCAAAACUAUCAGAGAAGGUGCAUCAGGAUCAACGUCUUCUGUCGAGUCCGAGGAGGAAUCUGCGGAGCCAUUAACAUUUACUUGGGGAAACUUGGAGGAACGAAUAAAGGAUAUCGCCAGUCAGGUCACUGAUACAUAUGUGACAAAUUGGGUCGACGCUAAUUUACUUUUCCUGCAUUCUACAAAAUGGUUUAGGAAAAUUAGAAAAUAUUUUCUAAAGAAAGGAGAGAUAUUUUUUGCUAUAAAUGCAGCAUACAAUGUGACCGUAACGUACGAGUACUUAGAAUCCUUUCGGCUAUGUAGAAAUACACGUAUAAAAAUGCACAAACGACGAGUGCGAAUGUUAAAUGAUAUUUGCGUAAUUGCUUUGGAACAUCAUGAAUGUAAAGAGCUUCUAUUAGCCACUUAUUUCGAUAGGAUAAUUUCUUAUGGCGUUCUUAUGGGGCUUAUGCUAACAGAGGAUGAUAUAGAAAUCACCGAAAAAGAAAAACAACAAAUGUUUGAAUAUACAAGCGAGAGCGUAGAAUGUUAUGAAAAUUAUUUAAGUCUGCAUGCUCUGCUGACAUCGUCACAAGUAAGUUAA